Molecule: messenger RNA, 353 nt
Organism: Amblyraja radiata (thorny skate)
Lineage: Eukaryota; Metazoa; Chordata; Chondrichthyes; Rajiformes; Rajidae
Product: tissue factor pathway inhibitor 2-like
Exons: 2
Coding region: 8-316 (102 amino acids)
Molecular function (GO): serine-type endopeptidase inhibitor activity
Source: RefSeq, a predicted model, not a curated record
UGGUACAAUGGUUAACUUAUUACUCUCCACUAACCUCUCUGAUAAUAAAACAUUUUUUAUUUGCAAUCCACUUGAAGAUGAGGAAGAAUUUGAAGAAUACGCAGGAAAAAAAGAAGCUGAGGAACAAAUACACACACAUCACGAUAUUUGCUUCCUCGAAUGGGAUAUGGGAGACUGUGAGGAUUAUGCCUUAAAGUGGCACUUUGAUGAAGAUGUUCAGGCUUGCAAUCAGUUCUGGUAUGGUGGAUGUGGAGGAAAUGCGAAUCGAUUCAAUACCCUUGAAGAGUGUGAAGACUACUGUGUCAAAUCACAGUAGAAAAUGUUUAAUCAGUUAUGGGCAACAAAAUGACUGC